Caenorhabditis elegans is the source of this 1593-nucleotide messenger RNA. RefSeq names its product Cuticle collagen dpy-10 (gene dpy-10). Gene Ontology annotation, molecular function: structural constituent of cuticle. Bases 308 to 1378 code for a protein of 356 amino acids. The transcript is spliced from 5 exons. The record is from RefSeq and is marked reviewed. Lineage: Eukaryota; Metazoa; Nematoda; Chromadorea; Rhabditida; Rhabditidae.
GUAACCGAGGUUGUCGAAGAGACCGUCGUCGUUACCUCAGCCACUGCUCCAGAACAAAAAAAGAAAAAGAAAUCAGUGAAAGAGGUGAAGAGGAGUAAAACUAAAAAGGACGAAAACCAAAACGACAUACCUGACAGUCGACCAAAGUUCUUGUGCGUUCCUUUGGGCCGGCCAAGCUUAUUGAGAAAAGGCCGAAAGGCUUCUUACACAUUUUCAAGUGAAGACUUGAGAAAAGAAACUCAAGAAAUUGAAGUUAAGAAGACCAAUAUCUUUACGUUUUUCUUCGAUACAAAUACAAUCAGCAAGAAUGAAAAACAACGCCAAAGAAGACUAUCGAACGUUCUCGCUGACAACGAACUAUUCGCGUCAGAUGAUCUACCGGUGUGUCACCGGUCUUCAAAUCGGAUUUAGCUUAUUUUCAUUCAUCAUUGUCUGUGUUGCUCUCCCAAUUAUGUACAAUCAUGUCCAGAAUACUAUUACCUAUGUCGACAGAGAAAUGGCUUAUUGCGAAAGAUCAAACGACGAGGCUGCACUUGAACUUCAAUACGGCAAGAUGAGAAUGACUGGAAACCGUACCGCUCGUGGUGCCUAUGGUAGCGGAGCUUCACAUGGCUUCAGACCAACAGCCUAUGGAGAUGAAAUCACUGGAGCUCCACUUGAAACUGAAUGUCCAGGAUGUUGCAUUCCAGGACCACCAGGUCCACGUGGAUCAUCUGGAACACCAGGAAAACCUGGACUUCCAGGAAACGCUGGAAAGCCAGGAAUGCCAGGAACUACUCCAAAUCAAACAUGCCCACUCAACCAAGUUCGUGAGCCACCACCGUGCCGUCCAUGUCCAAAGGGACCACCAGGAAUCAAGGGAUGGCCAGGAUUCCCAGGAGAUGUUGGGCCACCAGGACCACCAGGACUUAAGGGAAUUGAUGGUGAAGACGGAGCACCAGGAGAGACUGGACCAACUGGACCACCAGGAUACAGAGGAGGACCAGGAGCUCCUGGAGAUAAGGGACCAACUCCAGAAGGUGACUUGAAGGAGGGACCACCAGGAGACGAAGGACCACCAGGACCAAUUGGAGCUCCAGGAAUGCCUGGAUUACCAGGAAGAAACGGAUUGACCGGAGGACAAGGAGAACGAGGAUGGCCGGGAGUUUCUGGAGAAUCUGGUGAGCCAGGAUAUCCAGGACCAGAAGGACCAAUGGGAGGACAAGGACCACCAGGAGAGCCAGGAGUCUGUGUCUGUCAAAACGUUGAUAGUAUUCUUUUGAUCAAUCCAGGACCACAGCCACGCAUUCGUGCCGAUGACUACAACAGUGAUGACGGAUAUGGUGGAAGUCGUGGAGGAGGAGAUCGUGCCGGAUACCAAGGUUACGGUAGAAAGUAGUCAUUCGACUUUCAGAUAUUCUUCUAUCAAUUAACAUUAAAAAGACCUCGAUGACUUCUCAUUCAAAAUGCGUGUACAUUGUUCAUUUGUUUGUUUCCCAAAUACAUUCCCACUUGCUUUUAGUAAUGUUUUUGACUGUUUGAUUCUCGUAGUUAUUCUCAUGAUGACAUGGUUCUUUAAUAAUAAUAAUAAUAAUAAAGAUACAUUAAUAAUUU